Messenger RNA from Paramecium sonneborni, 2243 nucleotides. NCBI's taxonomy places the organism in Eukaryota, Ciliophora, Oligohymenophorea, Peniculida, Parameciidae. The record is from the annotation of a GenBank genome assembly.
AUGGAAAUAUAUAAACCAGGUUUUUCUUUUUGCUAACAGGAUUCGACUAUUUUACACUAAAUAAUGAAUUAUUUUUAGGUUGUGUUUGAAUAAAUUGAAAAUGAGUUUAAGUGUAACAUUGAUUAAAUAAGAUAUCCUGUCUUAAUGUUAUUAGAUUUAAUAGAAAAAGAGGACUAUGUUUAAAAAUAAUAGCAUGAUAUAAAUAAUUCUAUACCUAAUAGUUAGCAUAAAAUUUAUUUAUGGGAGUAAAUGAAGGAAACUUGCUUAUAAAUAAUCCUUGAAAGAAAAAAUUAAUUAGAAUUUGAGAUGAACUAAUAAAUAAAAUAAAAGGAGAAAAUAUGGACAAUAUUGUAAGGAACAUUUGAAGAAAAAUAAGGGUAUAAUAAAAGUAAUUGUACUUUAGAUCAAAAAUAUUAAUAGGUCCAACAUUAGUAGGUUUAAAACAUGGAAAUUACUAUUAUAAAAAUAAAGAUGGAAGUAAUGAAAUUGUAUACUUAAAUUUAAAUUAUUAAGGCUGGGGAAAUGUAUUUAAAUUAUUAAACCAAUUUUUGGGUUUAAGAAGGAAGAUAUAUAUAAUUAUAUAGAUAAUUUAGAAUAAAUUUUGGAGUUAUUUUAAAAAUAGGUUAAAUCUAAUACGUUAAUGAUGGAGAGAUAAUUAGAAAGUAUUAUUAAUUCAGAAUAUAAUUAGUGAUAGAAUAGAUUAUUUGAAAGACAAUUCUCAGAUUCUGACUCAACUUGAUUAAAUCAAGGAUUUAAAAUGGUAAGGAAGUUAUGGACAAAAUGGAAAAAAAAUUGGAAAAUGGAAUGUAAGUUUGGAGAAUUAAUUGAUAAAUGCAGGUGGUAAUUAUCAAAAUGAUGGACUUAAAAUUGGCAAUUGGAUAGAUUUGUAUCAAGAUUAUACUAAGUAAUAGAAUAUUUUAUAAAGAUUCUCAAAAGCUUAUUUAAUAGGAUAAUACAAGGAAGGUAGAAAGUAUGGGAGAUGGAAAGCAAUAAGUGAGAAAUUGACGAUGUAAUUUUUUAUGAUUAUUUAUAACAUUUAUAGAGGAGGAGGAAAUUAUGAUGAGAAGGGAUAAAAAAAUGGAUAUUGGGAAGAUAUUGUUGAAAAUUAUUUGGGGUAUUUAAUAAUAUAAUUUAAUUUAGUUUAAAUUAUCUGAGCUUUUAAGGUUAAUAUAAUUCAGGAAGAAAAAGUGGUUGUUGGUAAGCAAUAUACAACAAAAAAAAGAAAAUGUAUUUAAGUUUAAUUUACUUUAGAAUAUUGGGUAGAUAUGAUGAUAAUGGAUUAAAAGUUGGAUAAUGGGUUGUAUUACAUAAGUUUUUCAAUCCGUAAUUAUUAGAAUUUAAUCAUUAUUAGGAGUUGUAGAGUUUUAUCAUUCGGACAGUAUAAUAAUGGUAAGAAGUUUGGUUAAUGGAUAAUAUAAUAAACUAAAAAGAAAAUGUAUGAGUUUUAAUAAAAUUAAAAGAGGAGGAGGAAUGUACAAUGAUGAAGGGAAGAAAGUAGGUUAAUGGAAAGAAUUAUCACCAAAUUUUCAACUGUAAUAUAUUAAUAUAUUUAAAAAACAAUAUUAUAGAGAAUUUUAGGUAUUUUAUGCUGGACUAUAUGAAAAAGGGAUAAGAUAAGGGGAAUGGAAAAUAUAUUAUUAGGAUAGAUUAAUGUAUAUAUUAUAUAUAAAUUGAUUAGUGGAGGAGGAAAUUAUGAUUAAAAUGGAAUGAAACAAGGCUUUUGGAAGGACGCACAUUAAAACUUUUCUUAGUAUAAAAUUUACUUUAUUUUAUUAGUCGAAUUUAGGUUAUUUAUUAAGGUGAGUAUUCUAAUGGUUGGAAACAAGGUAGAUGGGAUAUUAUGUUUGAUGACAAAGUGAUGUAUAUAUUUUGAUUUUGAUUAAUAGAGGUGGAGGAGAUUAUAAUUAAGGUAUAAGAUAGGGCAAGUGGGUAGAUAUCGAUUGUAAAUAUGCUGAGUAUGUUAAUAUAAGAAAUAAUAAGUUACUAUUAAGUUCUAUGUGCUGGAGAAUAUCUAAAUGGAUUUAAAAUUGGAUAAUGGGAUACCAUAUUUCAAGAAGUUGUAAUGUAGUUUAUUUAUUUAUCAUAUAUAAGUGGAGGAGGAAAAUAUGAAGAUGGAAUUAAAAAUGGAAAAUGGAUAGUCCAAGAUUAAUAAUGGAAUCAGUAUAAGUUUUUUUCAUUUUAGACAUAAAUAAUUAUUUCAAGAGAUCAAUUUUUAAAAUGGAGUACAAUAAUACUCUAAUUGA